AUGGCCUCAGGGUCACCAUCCACAGAUCUGGAAGAGGAAUUAAACUGUCCCAUCUGCCUGGAGUGCCUAACAGAACCUGUUACCCUGGAUUGUGGCCACAAUUUCUGUCGGGGUUGCAUCGCUGACUACAGUGAUAAAUGGGAAGGACUGGGGCACCUGGAGUGUCCUGUCUGCAAAGCUGAGAUACAGAAAGGGAAUUUCCGCUCAAACUGGCAGCUGGCAAACUUGGUAGAAAAAAUAAAAGAGAAGAGAUUUUGUGCGAGAAAUCCAGGAACAGAAGAUCUGUGUCCAACACACGGGCAGAAACUCCUUUUCUUCUGCAAGGAUGAUGAAAAACUCAUGUGUCGCAUUUCACCAGGACAAAUGGAGAAGUCCCUCAUGAUCAAGAAGGCCAAAACUCAGAGCAGGAUGUUGCCUGCAAUCGUGGCUGCUAGAAAAGGGAGAGUUUGCCAGAAGCACCAGGAGCCGCUGAAGCUCUUCUGCAAGAAUGAUGAAGCCCUCAUCUGUUGGGUCUGUGAUCGAUCCAAGGAGCACAGAGAUCAUGAAACCCUUCCUCUUGAGGAGGUCUCCCAAGAGUACAAGGAUCAGUUCUGCAACCGCCUGGAGAUAUUGAAGAAGGAGAGAGAAAGAAUUGUGGCAUGUAAAGCAGAGGUAGUGAAGGAAAGCCAAGACCUGCUCAAGCAAACCACAGGAGAGAAGCAAGAGACGGUGGCCAAGUUCAGGCAACUACACUCAUUUGUGGAGGAAAAAGAGAAACUUCUCCUGGCCCAGAUGGAAGAGGUGGAGAAGGAGGUGGCAAGAAACAGGGACCAGCACCUGGCCAAACUCUCUGAGGAACUGUCCUCUCUGGACAGCCUCAUCCAGGAGAUGGAGGGAAAGUGUCAGCAGCCGGCCAGUGAUCUCCUGAAGGAUGCCAGAAGUACCUUGCAGAGGUACGAAGAAAAGGAGGCGUUUGAGGAUCGAGUGGCUUUUCCUCUUGUGCUGAAGUGGCACGUCUUGGACUUCUCUGAUCUAGAUGUCUUUUUGGAGGGCAUCAAGAACCAAUUCAAAGAUACUCUGGAUUCUGGACUUCUCCUGCAGAAAGCAAAUGUGACUCUGGAUCCAGACACGGCCCAUCCCGGACUCCUCCUGUCUGAGGACUGGAAAAGCGUGAGAGAUGGAGAAAAAGCUCAAGCUCUGCCCAGCAACCCUGAGAGAUUUUCCACAUAUACUGCUGUGCUGGGCUGUGAGAGAUUCACAGCAGGCCGCCAUUUCUGGGAAGUCCUUGUGGGAAGUGAGGAAAGAUGGGCUGUGGGGGUGGCCAGAGAGUCCGUGAGGAGGAAGGGAAGGAUCACCUUUGGUCCCGAGAGAGGGAUCUGGGCUGUGGGGAAGUGGUGUGGGCACUACAGGGCUUCCAUAAAAGGACAAUACCAUCCCCUGUCCCUGACCAGGGAGCCCAAGAGGAUCCGAGUCUGCCUGGACUACGCUGGGGGCCGAGUGGCCUUUUUCGACGCUGACCGAGGAUCCCUGAUCCACGAGUUCUCCGGAGCCUCCUUCCGUGGAGAGACCCUCCUGCCCUUCUUUUGGGUGAAUUCAAAAGCCCACCUCAAGCUCUCUUCUUCUUAA
Molecule: messenger RNA, 1605 nt
Organism: Euleptes europaea (tarantolino)
Lineage: Eukaryota; Metazoa; Chordata; Lepidosauria; Squamata; Sphaerodactylidae
Product: E3 ubiquitin-protein ligase TRIM39-like
Exons: 9
Coding region: 1-1605 (534 amino acids)
Molecular function (GO): zinc ion binding; protein binding
Source: RefSeq, a predicted model, not a curated record